Sphenostylis stenocarpa is the source of this 180-nucleotide messenger RNA. Lineage: Eukaryota; Viridiplantae; Streptophyta; Magnoliopsida; Fabales; Fabaceae. The record is from the annotation of a GenBank genome assembly.
AUGCCGCAACAUGAAGGAACAGAUAGGAUCCAACAAACUGGAUUCAGCACCCCUUACCCUCCUCCAUGGAAGAUGAUUGAUGGAGGAAUGCAGUUCAAAUCCCAUGAACUAAACCUGAAAUCUAGGCUCGCCGCGAAGCUUAAAUGGGGAGAGCAAGUGAGGGCUGAAGGUUCACGGUGA